Molecule: messenger RNA, 3210 nt
Organism: Crotalus tigris (Tiger rattlesnake)
Lineage: Eukaryota; Metazoa; Chordata; Lepidosauria; Squamata; Viperidae
Gene: SPAG5
Product: sperm associated antigen 5
Exons: 23
Coding region: 43-3138 (1031 amino acids)
Biological process (GO): cell division; regulation of attachment of spindle microtubules to kinetochore
Source: RefSeq, a predicted model, not a curated record
CAUUCAAAAAAACCCGCGGUGGCGGCGGCGAGUCUCUCCGGCAUGGCUGAGUCGGGGGUCCAGGACCCGGGGGAUUCCUCUGCCCAGGAUGGGCCCCACGGAUCACCCGCACCUGGCACCAUCUCCUGGACGGCCCCCCUGGUCUGGCUGGAGCAGCUCCUGCCCGCUUCGCCCAUGCUCGCCGACCUCCGCCGCAGCCUCGCACCCGGGACCCCCCAGGAGGAGGAGGAGGAGGGGAGCACCCGGACCCUUGAGCUGGGGGCCACUGCCAGCCCUGGUCCCCCGGAGUCUCACAGGAGCCCCUGCCUGCCUCCGGCCUUGCUGCAGGACCAACGUACCAGCACGCCUGUCUCGGGGGCGUCUGCAGGAGCCUGGGCAACCCCUGUGAGCUGCCAGGACUUGGGGGCAAAGAGCCCCUCGGAGCCAAGCCCGGCCCCCUUACCUGGCUCGGCUGCCCCGGAGGCUGAUGCCUCGGCCUCCCCAGAGGGCCAGGAACGGCCUGUCCUGUGCCAGGACUCGGGCCCUGCCCGUAUCUGCCUGGCGGGCUGCGGGUGCCACGGCCUCUGGGGGUCUCCUCUGAGCGUUCUGGAGGAUGGACUUGGGGUGUCUCCAGCAGCAAUGGACCCCUCUUGGCCAGGCCCCAAAGGGGGGAGCCCUGCCUGCCCCGCCUGUGCCCAAGCCUGCAGCCUCCCACGGAAAAAUCAGGGCACCAGCGUCGCCCCCGUCUCUGUGGCGUCCGCAGCUGCCUGGACCUCCCAGCUGAGCUUCCGGGAGGCUGGCGUUAACACCUCCCCUGUGGAGAAGGCCACCACCACCGACAGCACAGCCGAGACCGACUCCCUCCUCUGGCACUGUUCCCGGGAUCAGCUGAGCCGCCUGUCCCGGACCGAGCUGGAGGGGCGCCUGCAGAGCACCCUGGUCAUCAUGGAAGCCCUCUCGCACCAGAUCCGGGCCGCCCAGGACUUCCGCCCCCCAGCAGCCCGGGUGGGGCCAGCGGACCAGAGGGACGUGGCCACCCAGACCCCCACCCCCGAGUCCAACGAGACGGAGCGACUCUACCACGGUCUCUACCGGGAGCUGCGGCUUCGGUUCCAGUCCCUGCAGGAGGGCCAGGAGAGCCGGCAGGCCCUGGCCCAGCGGCUGGAGGGUGCCAACGAGGAGCUGAGAGCGUGGUCCUCCCACUCCAGGCAGCUCCAGGCCACCGUGGAGGCCUCCUUCCAGCACCUCCAGGACGACCGGCGGUCUCUGCAGGAGCAGCAGGAGCAGCUGGGCCGGCUGCUGUCUCGGGGCCGGGCCCAGGUCCAGCGCUGGGGCCAGAAGCAGCAGGCCAAGGCCGGGGAGCUGCAGGCCGCCCUGAAGGCGAAGGAGGCGGCCAAUCUGGUCCUGGAGUCGUUGCAGGCCGGUGCCUCCGCCAAGAUCCGCACCCUGGAGCUGAGCGCCGAAUCACGGCGGCGCUUGUGGGACCUGCUACAGGAGGCGAAGGCGCUCAAGGCGGAUCUCUUGUUGGAAUGCGGCCGCCACCUGGCCCAAGGGGACGGCCUCACCGCGGCCCUGCAGGCUGACUGGGCGCAGAUGCGGCUGGACUACCAAGGCUGCCGCAGCGCCGUGGCCCAGUGCCUCGUGGCCCAGCGGAAGGUGGCGGAGGAGGUGGAGGCUGUCCGGAUUGAGAGCGCCCAGCACCAAGAGGUAUGCCAGAAGCUGGAGGAGAGGACGGUGGAAUUGGUUGAAGUGCUGGGCCGGGUGAACGAGCUGGUGGAGACCAACAGGCAGCUGGACCAAGACCUGCAGGCCGCUCUGGAAGAAGCGAGGGCCUCGGAAUACCAGCUGGAGCAGCUGCAGGAGAAACAGCUGGCGCUCACCCAGCAGCUGGAGGAGAAGAGGAUGGCCAUUCAGCGGCUGCAGGACGAGACCGCCAGGCUGGCCCAGGAAAAGGAGCGGGCGCAGCAGGAGAGGGAGAGCGCCCAGCGGGAGUUUCGGGAGGCCUUGGAUUGCCGCGAGUUUCUGGAGCAGGAGAACCAGGUUGCCCGCCGCCAGCUCAGCGAGACGGAGGAAGAGCUGAAGGCCAGCCUCGCCGCUCUGAGAGAACGCAGCAGCCUGCUGGAGGAUCUCAAGGAUGCCCACCGGAAACUCCAGCAGGAGCAGGAGUUGCUGAGUGCCGAGCUGGACGAGGCCAGGGCUGAGCUCCGGGGCAUGGAAAGCGGCCUGGGGGGGCUCUCCCGGGCCGUGGAGGAGUUGGGGGGUCUCCACGCCCAGUGCCUGGGGGCUGUGGACCUCCUGCGGACGGCCCUGCCAGGAGAGGCAGUCCAGAGCAGCACUCGCACUCCGGGCCGGCGCCCCUCCCAACGCCCGGGGCUUUCCCUGGUGGACAGCGUCCUGCGAGCGGCAUCCCAGGAAGACAAAACGAUCCCAGGCCUCUGGAGCGAGACCACCGCGUUUAUGCGCACAGCCCCGGCCCCUCCUCCUCAGCCCUCAGAGAUUGAGGCCUCCCUGGCCAGCCACACCCAGGAUCUGCGCCUGGCGCUGGAGCAGCUGCGCCUGCUGGCCAGGCGCUGCCAAGAAGACAUCAAAGAGCGGCAGGCACAGAUUUUGCAGCUGGAGCAGCAGCUGGAGACAUCGCAAACGGAACACCAGGCCGAGAUGGACGCUUGCAACGCCACCCGUUCCAAGCUCAGCAAGGCCCUGCACCAGAGGAUCCAGAGCGAGAAGGAGCUGCGGGAGCUGCUGCGUCAGCAAGGAGAGAAGCAAUUCCAGCUGAGCGACCAGAGGAGGGAAGUGGCGACCCUGCGAGAGGAGGUGGCUCUGCUGAGGGAGGAGCUGCAGAAGUCGGAGACGACGGCCGCCACUCUGUGGGACGAGCUGAGCGGGACCCGACUGCCCGAAGUCCAGGAGAAGAUCUGGCUGCGACAGGAGGUAGGAAAGCUGAAGGAGCUGCUUCUGCAGAAGGACACUGACCACACGAAGGCCCUGACCAGCCACGUGCUGCAGGUGAGAGGCCUGGAGGAGCGGCUCUGCCAGGCCCAGCAGCUGCUGUGGCACCAGGAAAAACUGGAGGCGAAGCUGAAGCAGGCCCUCUCCACGUUGCCGGAUGAAGUAUCCAGCCUCGCUGAGGUCCAGCAUCUUGUGGAUUUGUUUGUCUGAAGAUGGCCCGGAGGUGAAAGCAAGGGUUGUUCUCCUAUUUGUCUAUUGAAGUAAAUAAUGUUAUGUUUGCAA